AUGGGCCCCGCGACGGCCGACGCCGCGGUCGAGCGCGCGGGGUGUCGCGAGACGCUCCCGGAGGGCGCGCUCGCGCACGUGCGGCCGCGCGAGGGGUGGAUCCCGGUCGUCGCGAGAAUCAUCCAUCGCGGUGCCGACGACGGCGACGUCCACGCGCGGUUGGUCGACGACGCCGCGGGCGUGGGAAGGGCCGGGGACGUCAUUCGCGCCGAGCGAUCGAGCGUGGCGGAGUACUUCCCGGUGGGGUCGGUGGUGACGGCGUUCGACGCGCGCGGCGUCGCGGAGACGGGUUCGGGACGGGUGCGGUCGGUGGACACCACGACGUGGCCGCCGACGUGUGGGGUGGAGUUCGAGGGGGUGGAGGGGCGGGUGUGGCUCCCGGCGUCGCGGCUGGCGCUCACGGCGGAGGUGGAGGCGGUGGUGGAGGCGCGGGCGAUCGCGGUCGCGACGGCGGCGGCGGACGCGCACGCGCGGGCGUUGUUGGAAGAGGAGGCGAAAGAGGCCGCCGUGCGUUUGCGCGCGGCGAGUAAGGGGAAAGAGGGGAAGAAGAAGCCGAAGAAGAAGAAGUCGACGAGCGACGGGACGGGGGCGAGCGAAUCGGACGCGACGGCGGCGGAUGACGUCGCGGCGGCGGAGGCGGCGGCGGAGAACGCGAGAAUAGCCGCGAAGGCGAAGGCGCGGGCGGAGGCGCGGGCGAGGCAGGAAGAGAUUAAAGCGGCGAAGGCGGCGGCGGAGAAGGCGGCGAAACGCGAGGCGCAAAAAGCUCGCAAGGCGGCUGAAAGGGCGGCGAGAGAGGCGCUCGAGGCUGAGAAACGCUCAAACGGGGACGCGAUGGACGACGCUCAGAUGCCAGAGGAAACGACGAUGUCGCCGGAGACGGAAACGCUCGAAUGUGUGUCGGAAGAAAAAGACGCGGUCGACCCGUCUCCGGCGCCGAUCGAACCACCGACGAUUGAAGAGUCGACGCUCACGGAGACGCAACGCCGCAAGCUGGCAAAGGAACGAAAGAAGGCGCAGCGAAUGGCUGAAAUCGAUGCAUUAUUGACGACCUACGAGGUAGAGGCGACGGACGCGACCGAUUCUGAGCACUCCGCCUCUGGGCGCACGCGCAAGAAGAAGAGCAAGAAGAAGACGAGCGGAUUCGUCGCGGCAAUCGGCAGUCCCGUCGCGGCGACACCGAACGCCAAGCGCGUGCACUCCGCGGAGUGGUUCUCCGCGUUCGUCGUCAUCGCGUUCUUCGCCGUGUUGACCCUCGCGUAUCACGCUUUUAUCUUUGCCAGGAGCCGCUUCGGCUACGUCGACGCGCGCCUGAAGUAG
Messenger RNA from Ostreococcus tauri, 1317 nucleotides. RefSeq names its product unnamed product. The transcript has a single exon. Bases 1 to 1317 code for a protein of 438 amino acids. NCBI's taxonomy places the organism in Eukaryota, Viridiplantae, Chlorophyta, Mamiellophyceae, Mamiellales, Bathycoccaceae. The record is from RefSeq and is a predicted model, not a curated record.